AUGGCGAAUAUUAGUAAUAUGAUACCAAUGAAAAGUAUCAGUAGUAAUAUACGUAACCAACAUGAUAAACAGCUUUUGGCUAUUUGGGUAAGAAGACCGGGUGGCGUUCCUGACAUGACUCCCGAAUUCUUUUUAUACCCAGAGGGACAAGACUUCCUAGCCUGUGAUGGUGGCGGCAUCACGGUGUUAGGAAGUCAGAUAAAGGGAAGCGGUGACAAAAUAAAAAACAAAAGCAAACCUCCAUCUUUUAUGGAGGAAUUCUUUAAUGGUACUCAUUCUUCCACCACCACCACCAAAUCUGAUGUUCAAGUGGAUUCUAAUGUGAUCAUAGUAAAAGCUCAUUAUCCCCGAAAACUAAAAUAUGAAUGUUUCGUGAAAAAUAGGAUAUUAUUUUUGAAAGGGAAUAAUUUAAAUCUUACAGAAGAAUUAAAGGAUAGCAUCGUUCCGGCUCUUGAACUUGCCGAAGAAUUAAAAUGCAAUUCUUUGGUGGUUUGUCUUGAAAAAAAUAAUUCUAAUCUUUACACUUUAAUUCGUGCAUUCUUGUAUAUCGGCUUUGAACUGGUUUUACCCGGUACAUUUAAAAACGAUUCUAAUAAAUAUCUCCUUGUGGGAGUGGAAAUAUAA
This is a messenger RNA of Diversispora eburnea, 624 nucleotides long. Lineage: Eukaryota; Fungi; Glomeromycota; Glomeromycetes; Diversisporales; Diversisporaceae. The record is from the annotation of a GenBank genome assembly.